Ostrinia furnacalis (Asian corn borer) is the source of this 5043-nucleotide messenger RNA. It is a transcript of the gene Rbfox1, whose product is annotated as RNA-binding Fox protein 1. Lineage: Eukaryota; Metazoa; Arthropoda; Insecta; Lepidoptera; Crambidae. The transcript is spliced from 14 exons. Gene Ontology annotation, biological process: nervous system development; regulation of alternative mRNA splicing, via spliceosome. The record is from RefSeq and is a predicted model, not a curated record. Gene Ontology annotation, molecular function: mRNA binding. Gene Ontology annotation, cellular component: cytoplasm; nucleus. The coding region runs from base 446 to 1723 and encodes 425 amino acids.
UGUGUGUGUGACUAUGUCGUGCCUUUCCGUCGCUAUUCGUAAUGUGCGAGAGUGAAACAGAAAUAUCUCACAUCGUUAUUCAAUGACCGACUCGCGUUCAGUAGUAUCAUCUAUCUUUGUCACACAGGCAGCGAUUUGCACGAACGACUCGUUGAGUAGCCACGCGUGCUCGUUGUUGCACAUCGACAUCAACCGCUUUCAGUGCUACAGCGCGUUCCUCCGCGCUACAACUACAUAACCUAAAAGUUACAAUCUUGAUUAUUUUUAGUAUUGUCAUUGUAAUUACCAUUAAACACUCAUGAUUAUCUCGACUUAGUAAGUUAGUGCUGUGAAAGUUAAAACGCCCAAACAAGGGGCGUACGUGGAGUGUAUUUUUGUGCAACACAAAGUAAAUACAAACGGCAAGCUGUGGGGAUCAGGGGCCUUUUUUUUGCCGCCGCAGGGGAUGUAUUAUCCUGUGAGUAACGGCAAUGUCAUCGAUACAGGAACACCAACCCUACUGCACAUGGUGGGGACGGGCAUGGCGGCCCCGUUUCCCGCGGCGGCGGCGGCGGCGGCGGCGGCCGCGCAGUUCGCGGCCAACGGAGACCUGGCGGGCGUGAAGGCGGAGGCCGGCGGGCCCGCGGCGCCCCCGCAGCCUCCGCUCGUCAAGAGCGAGGGCCCGCCGCCACCGGCGCCCUUACCGCCAGCAGCAUUCUCACCACAACCACCUCCACAACCCCACCAGCCAAAUUCAAUAGAUCAAAAUACUAGUUCGCAAAGCGAGGGAGAGUCGAAUGAGGAAAAUACACCCGUGAGCGUGUCAGCGGCCGUAGCCGCGCAACAGGCCGCCGCGGUGGUCGCACAGCAAGCCGCGGCCGCGCACGCAGCCGCCGCCGCCGUCAGCGCUGCCGUCGCCGCCGGCGCCAACGCCGCCGCCGCCGCCACGCCGGACAAAACACUCGUCCCUGUCUCACAAGCCUCACAACCGAAGCGAUUGCACGUCUCCAACAUCCCCUUCCGAUUUAGAGACCCCGAUCUCAGAAACAUGUUUGGGCAAUAUGGCACGAUACUUGAUGUAGAAAUAAUCUUCAAUGAAAGAGGCUCAAAGGGAUUCGGUUUUGUAACAUUCGCAAAUAGUGGUGAUGCGGAGCGAGCACGAGAGCGUCUUCACGGCACCGUGGUUGAGGGCAGAAAGAUAGAGGUUAAUAAUGCUACAGCGAGAGUGCAGACAAAGAAACCACCAACUGUACCCAACGUGUGCGUCCCAUGGCCUGAAGGGCUGCGGGUGUCCGGCGUGACGUGGCCCUGGCUCGGCGCGGCGCCGGCGGCCGCGCCCGCGCCGCCGCUCGUGCUGGCGCCGCGCGCCGCCCAGCGACGCAGUGUAUAUUACGACCCAUUCUUAGCAGCGGCUGCAACAGCUGACUCCAACUACAGACUUCAGGCCGCGAAGCCGGCAGCAGAGGCCGCAGCGGCAGCGGCAGCGGCGGCGGCGCCCCUGCUGAAGUCGCCGCUGACGACGGCGCAGCACGCGGCGGCCGCGGCGGCGGCGGCCAACUACGGCGCCGCCGCGCGCGCAGCCGCCGCCGCCGUCAGCGCCGCGCCCGCUCCCACCGCGCUCGCGCCUCUAGCGACGUAUGGCAGAGAAUACGCAGACCCAUACCUAGGGCACAGCAUCGGCCCAGUCACGGGAUAUGGGACUGCAGUCUACAGAAGCGGUUACAACAGAUUUGCGCCAUAUUAAGCCAGUGGAACAAAGUUAACAUUUUACUCGAAUAUGAAACUACCUUCACCUCUAACCUAACAUGACAAUGAACUCUCUUUGUAAACGUACAAACAUAAUUCAUAAUUAAGGUAACAGUAAUAGUGCUAGCCGAUUACUGUGUAAGUAAGCUUGGUAGCAUAGAACUAACAGCCGACCGCCGCGGCCGGCGUCGGGAGAACUUAUGAAUACCAAAGUCAUUAAAAUUUCUAACGGAAAUAGUUUAUUAAGUUAAACUGUAUUGUAAAUUAUUUGUAUACCUAAUGCUAUACAAGUGCGAGCAGCUAAAGUAAGUGCUUUCGUUCUAUUUAGAUAUUUGUAAGAGUUACUAUUUUACUAAUAACACAUGAGUGAAUGUGAAUAUCUACAUAAUAGUGUAUGGUAUUUUCUAGUGUAGAUGUUAACCUUCUAAUUGACAAUAGAAAUUUCAUGUAAACGAUAUUUAGUGAGCUUUGCACUUGCAUAUCAUAGAGAAAAUUGUAAAUAAUAUAAAUCCAGAACACGUUUUUACUGUUUUAAACGUUAAUAAAAUCACUUUAAAAUCGUUUCCAAUCGCUCGCGUAUUGCGAGGUCGAUACAGGAAUGUAAUUCUCAAUUAUGUUUGAUGAGACUCGUUUACAAUCGCCCGCGGUUUGAACCUGAGCUCCACUAGAUAGCUUCCAAUCAACCCACUAGAAUAUUAAUUCGUACCGGCCACUAUUAGGUAUUUAUAAUGCGGAUUCACGUACUCUCGCAUUCGCCGGGAGACAAUAGAAUUAACAACUCAAGAAGUACACUUCCAGAAUGUGAAUGUUUAUAUUUAUAAUCAUUACAUUUUAUAUGGUGCGAUUUUUAUACGGUGCCAUUUAUUUGGUUGUUGUUUUACAAAUAUAUUUUUUCAAAAGUUACCUUCUAACCUAUACAUAAUAUUAUACUGAAUGAGUAAUUUUAAAUAGUUGUAGGAUUGUUCUGCGUACCUUGUAGUACGGCGCCUCCGGCCGCCUCUCCCGGUUGUGGAGCGCCAAAGUUCAUUCGUGUUCCCGAAAUAGUCCUUAUUUCAGCACUUGCUCUGUACAUACAACUCGCUUCAAGCCGGCGUAGGUAAUCUCAAGAUGUUUACUUUUCAGUUGAACCUAUUACCUGUAAAUCGAAAGCGCUAAUUAAUAAUUAUUAAUAUUUUACUGAAAAGUAGGCGUAACGCUUUAGACGUAGAUGUAAGAGAGAAGGGAACUCCCUCGAGUUCUCACAUAUCAUUGAGAUUUCUCCUUGUACUUUUGUUUUUGUUGUUUUCCCAACAGUGUAAUUUUACAGUGCUAUUUUAAUACUUUUUAACCGAUGUAUUUUCGUUUUACGGAACAAACACGCGUACGGGUCCAACCCUUUAGACGUCGUAAUGUUUAGAUCUAUAAUAACAUUUGCAUUAGUGUUGUAAAGUAUUGUAACAUUGAAUUCGCUCAACGUUUAUACCAAAGCACAAAACCCAUCGAUUCGUACGUAUCCGGAGCGUUUGCAUGUCACUAACCACUUCUCAGUAGAUUUCAUAGUCUUUCAAAUAGAAAAACUUUAAAAAUCUAUGAGUCACAUAGAUGAUUCGGAACGAACAAUUAAUAUUCUUAAGUUAUAUUACUGUAGUUUACUAAGUAAUUUUCUCUAUGGACAUAUCUGUUUGCCAUCUAGAGUAGUCGUCGUAUCUUUAUCGAACAAAAUGAUUUUAGAUCUGAUAAAGUUUAUUUGCUGUUACGGAUGUGUCGUUCAAUAUGUAGUUCAUUUGUAGAGAGUGUAUCCUCGGAAUGAGAGUGUGGCACUUUUAUUUUUAAAAGUCUUCAGUUAGUUCAAGAUAGGAAACAGGCACACGAACGCUACUAACAUAUCAAGUAACAAGUGAAGGCAUGUUGAGGCCUCCGAAGUGACCCGCGCGAGUGCCCGCGGUUUUAGCUUUAACUCGCACGUGCGCGGGCGCCGCGCCCGCCGCCUCAAGUAGCAGUCCCAUGACAUUUUUGGUCUUGCAGAUAUUCUAGUCUUUACGCACAAACUACAUAGUAAAGGUGCUUAUUCGUAAAGAAUUCAUGUGAUAUUUACGGAAUAAGUUCCGUAUAUCUGAUCUUGAUUUAAACGUAUGCUCUUUCUUUUAUUAGUAUCUUAUUUGUUAAGAUCUUCGUGUCAUAUUUUUUUCUGUACGCUGAAGUUAUACAGCUUCACUCAUUUUUAGUGCCACUGGCUUUGUAUUGUGUAAGUUGUAGUUAUUACCUUAUUUAGACGUAACUGUAGCCAGUCAAGUUGCAGCUUCGAUCAACAUUUUGUGCUUUACUGCUGAAUACUCAUGCGUGAAUGUGUAAUUUUAAGAAACCUAUAGUUUUUUAAGUGAUCUGUUUAAGUUUUUUAAUGCAAGUUUUGUAUCUAAGUACAUUUAAAAGUACAUGUGAUUCUAUUGAUGGUUUUAUGUAUUAGUUUUAUUAAUAUUUUUCUGGUGGUAACUGAUGUCACAAAUACUUACAGUAAUAAUGAUUGUCGAAUAAGUUUGCACAAGUAAGCUAAGCGUGUUUUUGACUAGCGGCCACAAUGGAAUCAUUAAGUGAUUGUAAUUCGAUUAUUUGUUUUAAGAGCUAACCGUACCCUGCGUCUUAAACUCGCCGCAAACUUGAUUGCUAGUGCUAUGAUAAUAAUCAUUCUUUUAUUAUGUUAAACCAUUUUAGCCAUUUCAAGGUGAUUACGAUAAUAAAUCUCAAAAAACUAACUCAAUUUCUCGUUUUAUGCAAGACUUUUAAAUCUAAGCCAAAUUUUCACUUGGAGAAAAAUUUGAAUUUAAAUGACAUAUCUGACAAAAUGGUUAGUGUGCUACGAUAAGAUUUAAAAAAAUCAUCAAGAACAAUGUAUUAUAAAUAUAAUAAUCAUUAAAUUAAGGAUAAUAUGUAUUUUGUAACGCGAUUUGUUUCUCGGUUUUUAUGAGAUGUUAAAUUAAAAUUUCAUACUAUUCUCGUUUCUUUAUGCUGUGCACAAAUUAUACGAUCGACGGCUUCGAUAUUGUAAUCAUUAGAUCUAAAAUGAAUUGUUAAAAUAUUGUGCAUAAUAAGUCAUAUCAGUAGUGUUGUUAGCGAAUGUCGAUGAUCGCUUGGCGCCGAGCGCUCGCCCCGCGCCAGCCCCGCGCGGCACAUCACACAACGUCACGUCAUGGCGACUCGCUGGUUAAGGCGAGAUGAGUCAUGGGAACCGGAUCAUUGCUAGCUCUCAACAAAUACCAGUUGAACGGUAUCCAUCGCUCUGCUCGUCUGGCCAGCGCACCCGCCAGCGAAGGCGCUAGCGCGGCCCCGAGCGCCGGCGGAGCC